Molecule: messenger RNA, 2644 nt
Organism: Microplitis mediator
Lineage: Eukaryota; Metazoa; Arthropoda; Insecta; Hymenoptera; Braconidae
Product: repetitive organellar protein-like
Exons: 4
Coding region: 333-2420 (695 amino acids)
Source: RefSeq, a predicted model, not a curated record
GAUCAUAAGAAAGAAAAUAAAAAAAAGUGAACAAGUGAAGCUGGGUCUCUAUUUUAUUACAAUAAAGAGGCACUUGUGUCGAAUUCUAUAUUUAUAAACAAUUUAUUCAAUAUAUUUACGUUUAUUUAUAUUUUUUAAUUCAUUAUUACAUACAUUAUUAAUAUAUCAACAAUUAUUAUCAAUAAUAUUUACACUUAAAUCCUCACUUAUUUUAUUUUAUCGCCAUGUUGGUUUUGUUGGUUAUGUUUAAAAUUAUUCAUUUAUAUUUUCAUUAACUGCUCCAAAAAUUCCGUGUCAUUUUUUUUUCACCUGUCAAAAAAUAAAAUCUAAUUAUGGUGCGUUCAUGUUCAUUAAAAAAUUGUAAUAAUUCAGUUCGACAGAAAUACCGAUUUUUUUUAUUACCAUCAGUUAAAAAAGUUGCUAAAAGAGCUGCGUGGUUGAAACAAUGUGAUUAUUUAUUAUCAGAACCGCUUCCGACAACUGGUAAUUCAAUAUCACUCUGUGAAGGACACUUUGAACCGGAUCAGUUUGUUGAAUACGGACCCAAUGUACGCACGAUAUUAAAACCAACGGCAAUACCAACGAUAUUCACUAAAAAUCCUCCACGUGUUUGUGACGCAGUCGAGCAGUGGUACGACCAAGAGUACAAACACAACAGUACCCUGUCAUUGAUAAAUGAUCUUACAGUGACAGAUGAUUCGAUUAUUUACCACAAUGACAAUCAGGACAAUGAAGUUGAGCUGGAGGAAUUAAAUAACGACAAUGAUGACAACGGAUAUGAGUACGAGUACGGCGACGUCGAUGAAAUGCCGGUUGCUAAAAUAAAAUCAACUGUCAGAUUGAUACGGAUACAGAGAAACAAAAUGCAAAUUGCAACUCCACAUGGUAUUAAAAUAAUUGCGGCUUCUUGCAAAACGCAGAUGGACAAUUUGGUGGAGAACCAGGUGGUCGAGCACUUCGAGGAAGGAUUGUCGCCGCCCUCGAGCAAUGAGAUGGAAACUAUCGAUGACAAUUCGAUGCCGUCAUCAACUUUUGGGGUGGGAACCAAGAAAAUUUGUCUGGAUGUUGAUAACAAAGCGGUGGCUUUUAAAGUUGAUAAUUCUGGUGGCUUUGGUUCGUUGGAAGAACAUGAGGAUGAUUUUGAUCCAGAGUACGCGGAUUACUGCGAUGAGGAGAACGGGACGAGGAAACGUAAGCUGGUUAACGCGGGAUUUAAAAAACAGCCGAAGUAUGAAAUAACUCCGGUGUUUGUUAAGAAGGAGAUUGAUGAUGAUGAUGAUGAUGAGGAAGUUGAUGACAAGACGAGGCUGAGGGAUAUCAUGCAUUUUAAUAUUUCACAGGCUGAUAGUGUAGAGUCGAAUGAUGCUGAUGCUGACUCGAAUGAUGGUAAUUUCGACCCGGAAUUGUUGGAUAGUUAUAAAAAUAAUUAUGAUGAUAAUUAUAUUAUGAAUGAUGAUGAUCAGCUGCAUGAGGAUCAUGUUCUAGAUGAUGAUGAUCAUGAUAAUGACAUUGAUUAUUCUCAGCUGAUAAUGAACGCUACGGAAUUACAAAAACAAGUUAAAGAUUUAGAAAAUGAGCGCGAUAAUAUUACGAGAAAGUAUCGACGACUGGAAUUAAAAAUGGAAACAUUUGAAACAAAUCUUCGGUCAUUUUUAAAUGACGAUCAAAUAAAAUUACUGCAGUCACAAUCACCGUCAAUGAACACAACAUCUUGGUCUGCAGAUACCCUUAAAAAAAGUGCCAAGAUUCGCUGCAUUGUUGGUCCACGUGCUUACGAAUACUUACGCUCACAAGAGCGCUAUCCACUUCCGUCAUUCCGAACGCUCUAUCGGCACCGCGAUGUUUCGAGGAUAAAUGAUUAUACGGAUGAAAUGAUACAGGAGCAUAUGAACGCGACGAUAAAUCGAGUUGCGAUGGUCGCUGAAGAAUCAGAAGCUUCGGAUCUUGAUGAUGAAGCUGAGGCUGAGGCUGAAGCUGAAGCUGAAAGAGAGAAUGAAAGACAAGCGGAGGCUGGAGCUCAAAGAGAAGCUGCUCAAAGAGAAGCUGCUCAAAGAGAAGCUGAAGCUCAAAAAGAAGCUGAAGCUCAAAGAGAAGCUGAAGCUCAAAGAGAAGCUGAAGCUGAACGUGAAGUUGAAGAAAUAGAAGUUGACGAUGACAUUGAAAACGAGUUUGAAGCUCAAGACGACGAAAGACAAAUUUCUAUUGAAAAUAAUUCCGAACCAGAACAUAUCAUAAUUGAUAUGUUAGAUCCUGAUAUUGAAGAUGAAGAAAUUUUUGAGGAAGAAGAUUUAAUUGAACAAGUACAAGAUAUUUUAAUGAACAACGACGAUGAAGAAACGUUACGACACGAAGACAUCGCGGCUAUAGAUGGGUUUCGAUACGUCGCCAGACAUUCGGCCGCGGACAAAACAGAUACGUGAAGGCUGUUUUUUAAAAUAAUGUAGUUGUAUAUAAUUUAGUUUAGAGGUAAUAAUUCUUAUGAUUAAAAGGUUCAAUGUAUUUUAUAUAAUAGAUAUGUAAAUUAAUUAUUGCUAAUAUUUUUUUAUUUAUAAUUAAAUAAUGAUGGAAUGAAAAAUUGCCAAGUAUUUAAAUUUAUUUUAAAUACUAUUAUUGUGUGAAUGAUUAAUAAAAUAAUUUGAUAAUA